AGUAUGAUGGAGGCUCGGGCAUGGUCUAUUCCUGUACACUGUAGUCGGUGGUACUCGCAGUACUCGUACAGUAUACCUGUAGUUAGUAGUACGUACGUAGAAGAGUCACCGUGAGAAUUGAAACACGAGCCUUGACCCAAAAAGUCUUUAGUCAUUACUGGUUACCAUUAUCAACAUAGAGAAACUUUGAGAUAACUCAGGAAUACUCGCACGGCGAUCCUCGUAAAAUAAUCAAAGUGCCUUAUCAGUUACUGAUUAGAAUGCCCAUUUAUUACAAACGCCGCUAUCGAUGAUUCUCGUAAAUGGUAAAAAGAAGAAAAUUUGCUAAAAAGUCGAAACCACGUAUUUCCCCUUUUUCGAGACAGAGAUAAUAAGAUAUUCGAGAUAACUCUUUUGUUCUUACAAUAGAUGGCCUCACUUUUCAUUUUUACCUCUUUACGAAAAAUCCAUAGAGUACACGAUUCCGACCAGCGCCACUCCCUGCCCUAGGUGAUAAUUAAAGAGGAUGACGUUGUCGAGAUGAUAUCGGAGCGAAGACUCAUUGUUGUCCUCCACUUGAUCAAGAUCAGCGAAUGGACCAGAAGAGACACGAAGAUCAUGUAACGGACCACUUAGAAACAGUUUCAUCCUUAUCAUGAUAAUAAUACAAUAUCAAUAGAUCUGUCUUUCGAAGAACCCAGGAUCAUCAUGAAAAUGGACCGGAGCUAUACAGCAUCCAUGAACGGAUUCUUUCGAUCACCGGAACAAAUAGCUAGUCCACGUUGUCUCAUCAGGUCCACGAGACCUAGUGGCUAGAACGUGGCGAUGAUUUGGGUCAGAGAUAAGAGCUCAAUGAAGUGUGGUGAGUAACAGGUUUUUGUAUCAGCUCCAUGUCCUAUACGUUACCCAAGACGGUCAGGUAGUUGUUACAGGUAGCGGAUGAUGGCACAGGUGGAAAGACGUCCAGGAGUAAUGAUCCUGAGUAACGUCACCAAGUACGUAUCUAGCCAGGAAGCAAUUGGCUCGACCUUAGAAGAGGAUUCCUUAAGCCUCUCUUCGUUAUUCACAACGACGCGUCGCGUUCCCAUUUGCACGUUGCUUUGACAAGCUGAUGAAAGUAUGCAGAACUCUAUACGGGUUCCUACGCACUGUGUACCCAGAAGGUGUAAGGGACCUGCUGGUGGAUAUGGGAUGCUCGAGAGAAGGUGGGCUACAGUCAGCCAGAGCAACAUUACGAGGACUCCCUUAACUCUUAUACCGGUACAGACGCCGACGUCGCGACGGUGGAUUUAUUGGAGCUCCGUAUAAAUCUACCACGAGACCUUAAUCCUGAAUGAAGACUAAUCGCGAACGAUCCUUCGAUGGGAAAUUGCUUGCUAAAUUUUUCUUCGACGAGAUAAUACGUUAUUUCCCAUCAUUAACCUUGAAAUAUUAAUUGUUGGAAAAAAAAAGAGUAUACAAAAUCUGCAACUACGAUAAAUAUAUACGGAUUCGUCAUUAUAGAUAUAUUUAUACAUUGUGAUAAAGAUACAAAGUGGAGAAGAUUGUUAUUUUUUUUUUUGAAAUCAAUGAUAAUCAUGACGAACAUAGCGACAGCCAAUUUAUUACACAAGUUGUAAUGAGUACCCUCAUAAUUUUUCGCCAUAAACGAAGGUAUUGAUCGGUUUUUCGUAUCGGUAUAAUCGCAAGUUUUAUCUCCGUGAUAGCCGAUGAAAACUGUGAUAACAAACGUCCGCUUCCUUUUAUGAAUUCAUAGAGGUGCCAAAGUGCAUUCGCAGUCCUGACAGCGUUAGGCCAUCAUGUCUCCAGAGCGCACUUCCGGCACUUUAUUACCGAUCCUGGUACUGCUCGUAAUACACCAUAGCCUGGCCCUGCAGUGUCACGUAUGCUCAUCCUUUGAUAAUCCAUCCUGUUCAUCGAAUCCGAAAGAUAUCGAAAUAGAGACGUGUGGUUUCUCGACCAUGUCAUCCACGGCAAAUGCGAUUAUCGCAGACUGGUCCAGUUCCACGCAAACUUCAGUGUCCGCAGCAUCUUCCACAGAAGCUGGAGGAUCAUCAAGUUCUCAAAGUACAAAGUUCACUACUGAAAAUUCAGCAAGUAUCAGUACCCAGAGUGCUUCCGGUUCUACGGAAUCUGAAGUGACCACGGAUACUUCGGAUCACAGUGAAACAUUCUCCAGUACUAUUACGGAGAGUUCCAGUUCAUCCGGUACCGAAAACAAUUCUACCGAAAAUACUAGUACUGCUUCCGUCAGUACUACUGCCACUGCCAGUACAGAGAGUGAUAGUUCCAGUACUGACGGAUCAAAUAGUACCAGUACCACCGAAAUUUUCUUACUGAAAUCAGAUCUGGAUAUUCCUCUGUUACGUAACGUAGUUCGAAGGGACAUUCCCGGUACGAUAGGUCCCAGAAAAGGUGCAAAUCACGUCUGUUACAAGAUCGUCUACACGAAAAACCAAAGGAAAGUGACUGAAAGAGGAUGUUAUGCCGGGACGUCAUCGGGGAGCUGUGCUGCACUGAAGGAGAAUAUCGGUCCUCAGUCUUGGAUCACGUGCGUCACGUGCAUAAAAGACGGCUGCAAUUCAACGUCGACGAUUCAGCUGAGCGUGACGACGUUAUUCCUGCUGCUGGCGACAAUGUUCGUCCUUGUUAGAUAACUUAUACGUUAUCCGGAUCAGGAUAAAAAAAUCAAUCGAAUAUGCAGAUAAGGGUCAUCCUAGAAACAAUAUUGCGCCUCGUUAUACGCGCAUAUAUUGCAAUGGAUUUAUUUAUGGGCAGCAUUAAAUAAAUUAAAUCCUGAUUCGA
Cephus cinctus (wheat stem sawfly) is the source of this 2784-nucleotide messenger RNA. Its product is annotated as serine-rich adhesin for platelets. The coding region runs from base 1779 to 2636 and encodes 285 amino acids. The transcript has 5 exons. Lineage: Eukaryota; Metazoa; Arthropoda; Insecta; Hymenoptera; Cephidae. The record is from RefSeq and is a predicted model, not a curated record.